Messenger RNA from Paramecium primaurelia, 1754 nucleotides. NCBI's taxonomy places the organism in Eukaryota, Ciliophora, Oligohymenophorea, Peniculida, Parameciidae. The record is from the annotation of a GenBank genome assembly.
AUGUAUGAAUGUAAAGGACUUUUUUAUUGGUUUUAGAAAGAAGAAGCUCAAAAUGUAAUCAAUUGUAAUAAUUACUCUAGUUAUUAAAUAUAAAUUCAAAACACCAAAAUGAGUUGCUUGCUCAUUAAAUUUUCAGGAUUAUUGAAUAAAUCCAUAUUCAUGAAAAAUAAUAUUAGAGUUCUUAUUUUAAUUAGAGAUGUAGAUGGAGUUGUUCCAAUACAGGCACUCUUUAUUGGACUCAUUUAUUUAUUAAUAAUAGAGCUGAAUACAAUAAAACCAUUUUGACCCGAUUAUUUGAUAGAGUUUAAGAUCGAUAUUAUAGGAUUGACCUAUUGUUAGCUUUAGGGAUGCAGGUCAUAAAUUAUUUGUUGAUCGUAGAAUGGAAUCCAAGAUAGUCUUAGAGAAACUCUUAAGUAAGAAUAUUUAUGAGAUUCAAAUCUUUAUUUUAUAUUCUUUUCAAAAAGCUUUAAUUUAUAAAACGUAAGUCCUCAUUAAUAUUUCAAUAAAUAAUGAAUUGUAAAAGCAAGCAUUUUCUUUUUAGUACCGACUAUAAAUUAUAUCUCAAUCCAAAAUAUAUAGUUAUUGGGAAGGUAAGGAUGAAUUUUAUUCUAAAGAGUGAAUAGAACCUAAAGUAUAAAAUUCCUUUGAAUCUUUCAACAAUUAUCAAAUGGAUUUUCAACGGUGAUUCUACAUUCAACGGAUUUUAGUUUUAGUGGAAAAACUCUUGGAAAACUAUUCUGUUAACUCAUGAUCAAACUUUGACUCUUAAGGACAAUCUGGAUGGAAAGGUUACUUAUAGUAACUUAGCUAAAAUGUAUAAUUUGAUCCAUUGCGAGAGAUCAGGCUAUUCUAGCAAAGUAACCUUUUCAGCAAUAUUAGGUUUAUUUAACUUAUUGUUGUGCCAAUCAAAAAAAAUAUUAUAUGUAAAUUUUUCCAAUCUCUGAUUUGACUAAUUAGGUAUUAGACUUUUACUAAGUAGGAAUAUAUAAGAUUAAUACAAAUUAUAAACAUUACUCAUCCAAACAUUCUUAAAUGUGAAGAGUAUUUUGUGGAAGAAAAGAAUUUGUAUAUAGUAACAAAUAUUUUAAAUGGAAGAACGUUAAAGGAAAGGAUAGGUAGUCAGUAUAGGAUGGAACCUUAAGAAAUCAUUUCUAUUAUGAAAACUCUUCUUAAGUUUAUAAACGAUAUGCAUAAGUAAGGUUAUGUAUUUAGAGAAAUCACAUCGACAAAUAUAUUUCUUUAGAGUGAUGGAGAAAUUCUUCUCAUAGAUUUUGAAUUACUAGUAAAAAUUGAAGAAGCCUUCAGAACUAAGGCUGUUUCUAAAGAGAAAGACUUUAUGCAUGAGUUUAAGGAUUCAACCAAAAAUACUCAUGAAGAUUGGGUUGAAAUGGAACGAUUUUGUUAUGAAUAACAUGAUGUUUUGAUUUUAGGAUAUCUAUUAAAGGAAAUGUAUUAAGAAAUUGCAUUUUAGGUUAACUAGUAAAGUCUAACAAUUACACUCCCAAGAAAGGGCAAGGCAACUCACAAUUAAUAAGACUAUUCUAAUUCAUAAAUCACCAAAAUAUUAUUUAUGCUAAUUAUUACAAAGAAUGUUAGAACCAGAUCCAAAGGGGAGGAUAACAAUAUAGAAUGCUAUGUAUUUUUUAGAAGAUAUUGAUUUUGAUGAUAAUAGCUAUGAAGAUUUCCCUGAUACAUCAGAGGAAUAAUAAUUUCAACCAGUCAAAUCAAUUUCAAUAAAGACAUUCCUCGUUUGA